ACUCCUGAUUGUCGCCCACGAUUCCCCUUGCUCCGCAUUGAAAAUCUGGAGGGCGGAAAGAGCCCGCACCUUCCAACUGCUGGCCUGAACUUCACGAAAGAAGCCCCGGAAACGCGGCAUCAUGUUUCCGUCCUCAGAUUACUACGCCUUGCCGAAUCGUGCAUCUCAGCUCAUGAAUCUAUUCAGUCAUUCCACGUGCAGGGUCUUCCCCUUUAGUCUCACAAUUAACGACGAUGGCAGGAAACGCAUUUUUAGGAAGAGAUAGUCCCUCCGCAAGCUCAACGAGCAGCACGGGAGCGACGAAAAGAAAAGCCGGAGAGGGUCAGGAGGAAUCUCACCAUGUGAAGAGAGGCAAGUACAUUGCUACUGCCUGCAACGAAUGCAAGAGGCGCAAGAUCAAAUGCACUGGGGAAGUUCCCUGUCGUCGAUGCAGGCAUAUGUCGCUUGAGUGCCACUACCGACCACGCCCUGUCACAGCUGCUGUUCAGGAACAUCGUGAAAUCAAGGCUGUGCACGACCACAUGGGAAAGCUGCAGACACAAGUGAACGCGUUGAAGGCGCAGCUCAGCAAACUUCAGAAUCAACAAACUGCAUCUCCCACAAUCUCUACCUCACUCCCCACGUUGAACGCUCAGCCUACCUGGCCCGGUAGUUCUUCCAAAUCCCUUUCAUCAAAGACUUUGCCCACCUUUCGAGGGUCCACGACUUCGACUUACUGCUUCGAUAUUGUGAAGUUGUCUUUGCAAGCGAUGGGCAUCAUUGAUAUGGCCACAGAACAUCUGCAACCGGAGCCGCUCGAGGCACCACAGACCACGGCCCCAGAUACCAGGUUUCAUGGGGAUCCACUAUGUCUAGUCGACAGAGAAGAGGCAAGGAGACUUCUGACCAUAUACGAGGAAGAAUGCCAUCUCACCUAUCCGGUCUUCGACUUGAACGAACUACGUAACCAUGCAGACAUGCUCUACUCGUUCACUUUACCCCUCCUCAGGCAUGGCUCACCGGGGUGCGAUGCAGUGACCAAGUCUAUGAUGACUGAUGAUCAGACCACUCUCCUGAAAAUCGUGCUGGCUUGUGGAAUGAUACUCGACGGCCACGGGCGCAGCGACCUUGGCCAAAGAAUGUACACAUCCGUUAAGCACGCAGUAGACAGCGUUAUGUCACUACCACUGACCACAACGUCACUUGCAUUGCUCGUCGUCUUCGCCACAUUCCACUUCUGGAAUAAUGAAGAGACUCAAGCCUGGAGAUUGAUUGGUCUUGCCGCCAGGGUCAGCUUUGAGAUGGGCUUACAUCGAAGCGAUAUUCUGGCACGCUCGUUCACUACCGAAGCCGAAUUGAAGACCGCUGUCCGCGUCUUUUGGGUGGUCUACGCCCUGGAUCGAAGAUUCAGCUUCGGGACUGGCAUGCCAUUUGCGAUACAAGAUUCAGAUGUUGAUCCGGCCCUACCUGCACCGGAUAACGAGUUCCCCUAUCUUCCCCAUAUCACCAAAUAUAACCAGAUCAUGACUGAAAUCUGGGCUCAUGUAUCAGCCCUCGAGUCUGGCAAAUUGCCGUGCAAGGACAAUGUCGAUUUCCUUGACUACCAGGUCUUACGAUGGUAUACUCAGCUGCCAAGUUCACUUGGUUUCGACGACCAUGACCUGAUGUCUGAGAACGCCAUCCCCAGUCGAGGCUUGCGCCGGCUCCGACUUAUCAUGCGGCUGCGUAAGAAUCAAGCAAGGAUUUCAAUCUACAGGGUCAUGCUGCAUUCAGCGAACCAGGUCGUUGCCAAUCAGAAAUGCGCAGAAACGGUGACCACAAUAGCGAAGGAUACUAUCAACAUCAUUACAAGCGUCAACAAGAUCUCUGACCUCUACCGAAGUCAGCAAGUUUGUUACAAUUACUUCCUGGUCCAAGCAGUAGCAUCACUUAUGCUUGCCGCAGUCCGAGUUCCUGGCAUAUUCAAUCAUGAUGCUCGGAGAGAGCUUCAUGCUGCGAUCGAUCUGAUUGAGAGCAUGAAGACACAAUCGGUGGCUUCGAAGAGACUUUUGCAGACGAUUCGAGAUUGGAAGUUCUUUGAAUCGAAAAUCAGCCUGCUCAAAUCAGGUUCAGACAUCGUCAGAAGCACUGAUAAGUCUGGACAUCUCAGAAAACCUUACCGAUUCUCGGAAGAUGGCAACUCGGGCCAAACCAGAGAAAGGCAUGGAGAGAACAUCGUUACGAAUGAGCGGGAUCUGCCAAACCAAAUCGAGGUCUUUCCCUACACGCAAUCAUCAAACGGCCCACAAGUGUGUCGAGAGGAGCAAGCCUUCAAUUCUGUCCCACAGGGCACGGAAGAUGAUACUCUGGACUUCUCGACGUUUGCUACAAUUUUCCCAUCAGAACCAGAUUUCCAGAGAUUCAUGGACGAGCUGUUCUAGGGUUCUUCAUAUGUAGGCGUGUACCAGCAACGUUUGGGCACAAUUGAAUGUUUUUGAUGGAGUGGACCCCUUUCUCAACUGGAAGAGUGAAAACAGCUUUAUGAAGCCUGUAUGGAGGAGGGAAACGCCGGAUCAUCUUCAGCGAUUUCCGCACCUACAAGACAGUGGCAUGCUGCUUUUGACCGAUGCCAACCGGAACUCCCUGUAAUAUUCAUGGUGACUGCGCAGGUUGAUAUCUCGAGACCAUACAAGCCCCCUUCUCUGGCUCCUUCAUCCGCAAUGAUUACGUCAAAUUUCUGCUUAAGAGAGUGACGUUGCAACUUGUCGGGGGCCUUUGCGUCGAAUCCCCGGUUAUGCCAGCCCUCCUUUGCGCUGCAAAGAGUUUUUGCGGUCUUCCAGAUCC
Exophiala viscosa is the source of this 2802-nucleotide messenger RNA. RefSeq lists its product as uncharacterized. Lineage: Eukaryota; Fungi; Ascomycota; Eurotiomycetes; Chaetothyriales; Herpotrichiellaceae. The coding region runs from base 234 to 2399 and encodes 721 amino acids. Gene Ontology annotation, cellular component: nucleus. The transcript has 2 exons. The record is from RefSeq and is a predicted model, not a curated record. Gene Ontology annotation, molecular function: zinc ion binding; DNA-binding transcription factor activity, RNA polymerase II-specific; RNA polymerase II cis-regulatory region sequence-specific DNA binding. Gene Ontology annotation, biological process: positive regulation of transcription from RNA polymerase II promoter by galactose; DNA-templated transcription.